AUGGAGAAGACUGUACUGGCUCUGGUGUUACUGUGCAUUACAGCGGCACAAGGACAGAGCGAACACAGCGAACAGGCCAGCGUGAACAACAUCACCCAGCUGGCUCACACCAAAGGUGGAGGGAGCGCUGCAAACGGAAUUCAGCUUCAGGACCGAAGGGCCACGGGGACAACCGGCGAGGCAACCGGCAGCCAAUCAACCUGCCAGUCUGACAUCAGCGAGAAGCUGGGAGCCGUCACCGUGAAACUGGAAGCCGUGGAGGCCAGGCUGAGCGCCAGUGAGAGCCGUGCAGCAGAGCAGAGCGCCACCCUGAGUGAGCUGAGGAGGCAGAUUGCAGAGUGGGCAGGCAGACCACAGGUGGCGUUCUCAGCUGCGUUGGGACAGAACGGGCCCACAGGACCCUUUAAUGCUGAAACAACCCUGAUCUACAGACUGGUCUUCACGAACAUCGGCAACGCUUACAACCCAAGUACAGGGAUCUUCACAGCACCAGUGAGAGGAGUCUACUACUUCAGCUUCACCGCUCGUGGUUCUGGCUCAUCCCAUGUGGGUGUCAGACUGUUUAAGAACGGGCAGCCAAUGGUCACAGCGUAUGGAGCCAAAUCGCCUGAAGAUGAGUUUACCGGCGCUAACAGAGUCAUCCUGCAGCUGGAAGUGGGACAGCAGGUGUACCUGCGCCUCUUUGCUCAUGUUUCAGACAAUGUAAAUAACUACAACACCUUCAGCGGGUUCCUGCUCUUCUCCGAGUAG
Messenger RNA from Megalops cyprinoides (Indo-Pacific tarpon), 750 nucleotides. RefSeq names its product cerebellin-4-like. The record is from RefSeq and is a predicted model, not a curated record. Bases 1 to 750 code for a protein of 249 amino acids. Lineage: Eukaryota; Metazoa; Chordata; Actinopteri; Elopiformes; Megalopidae. The transcript has 3 exons. Gene Ontology annotation, molecular function: protein binding.